Messenger RNA from Doryrhamphus excisus (bluestripe pipefish), 4912 nucleotides. NCBI's taxonomy places the organism in Eukaryota, Metazoa, Chordata, Actinopteri, Syngnathiformes, Syngnathidae. The record is from RefSeq and is a predicted model, not a curated record.
AAACACCUUUAAUAUUUUCUGUCACUCAACUUUCAUUUGAAAUAGUACCGCAAAGGUUCAGCUUGAACGAUGUGUGCUUGUCGGACAUCGAAAGUGACGUUUGGAGUGGCAGCUGUUGGACUCAUAUUAUGUUCUGUUCCCAUUCGGCCCGCAUCUCCUCCUCGACGGAGCAUCCAAGUGUUUGUUUUACUUGUUUUGUACUUGUUUUCUUUAACCUUUGGGGCGUUUGGAAGAGAGUGGCAUUUAAUGUUUUGAGGCGUGUCUGCUGACGUCACAGAGAGUGGCUUCUUACUAAACUGGUUUAGUCACGUGACUCAGGUGAUGCUUCUUACGAAGAUCACCCAUGUUGUCAUAACUUCUAUGUUUACUUUUGCAACUGAACUGCACAGAGCAGCUUCUUGAAUGCUUCACCAUGUGUGUGUGUGUGUGUGUUUCAGGUAGGUAAUGCCAGAAAGAAGUGGUGACGUUGACACGCGUGAAGCCUCACCCAUUGUCAGUAAUGACCGCCCGUCGUCAUCCUGCGACUCCUUGUCAGGACGACGCCCCGCCAGCCUGAUCUCGUCGCUGUCCUCGGGGUCCGCAUCUUCCCGUGACGAGGGCACGCCCCCAAGAUCUUACGCCAGUUGCAGCCUGGAUCCAAGCCCUGGUAAGGGAGGAACAGGUCACGUGCAGCCGUGGACACGCCCAAAAUGUGAGCAGGAGGGGCGGGGCCUUGGCCUCUCCUCGCCUCACUUGACCAGAAACAUGGCACCCAAUGCCCAGCCCACCUACUUGGACCGCGUUGUCAUGGAGAUCAUCGAGACGGAGAGGACGUACGUGAGAGACCUGCGCAUGAUUGUGGAGGACUACCUGGCCCACAUCAUCGACCAGGUGGACCUGGCCAUCCGUCCAGAGCAGGUGUGUUUCCUCUUCGGGAACAUCGAGGACAUUUACGAGUUCAACAGCGAGCUGCUCCAAGAUCUGGACCUGUGCGAGCAUGACGCCGUGGCGGUGGCCAGAUGCUUCGUGAUGAAGAGCCAGUACUUUGACAUCUACACUCAGUACUGCACCAACUACCCGAAUUCUGUGCUGGCGCUGACCGAGUGCAUGCAGGACUCGUCUCUGGCCGUCUUCUUCCGGGACCGCCAGGACACUUUGAAGCGCUCGCUGCCUUUGGGUUCAUACCUGCUCAAACCCGUUCAGAGAAUCCUCAAGUACCACCUGCUGCUUCAGGAGAUCGCUAAGCACUUUGACCCUGAGGAGGAGGGAUACGAGGUGGUGGAGGAGGCCAUCAUCACCAUGACGGGCGUGGCCUGGUACAUCAACGACAUGAAGCGCAAACAUGAGCACGCCGUGAGACUGCAGGAGGUCCAGUCGCUGCUGUUGAACUGGAAAGGUCCAGAUCUGACAACGUACGGAGAGCUGGUUCUGGAGGGAACCUUCAAGGUUCACCGUGCCAAAAACGAGAGAACGCUCUUCCUGUUGGAGCGCGUGUUGCUCAUCACCAAGCGGCGUGGAGAGCACUACGUUUACAAGACGCACAUCUCUUGUUCCACAUUGAUGCUGAUCGAGAGCGCCAAAGACAGUCUCAGCUUCAGCGUGAUGCACUACAAGCAACCCAAGCAACCUCACACUGUGCAGGCCAGGUCAGCGGAGGAGAAGGAGAUGUGGGCUCAUCACAUCAAACGUAUCAUUCUGGAAAACCACCACGCCAUCAUCCCACAGAAGGCCAAAGACGCCAUCUUGAGUUCCAGAUACCCUCACAAGUAUCGCUCCAGUCCUGACACCUUGAAGAAAGUUGUGUCCCGUUUGACGGAUGAGUUUCCACGGCGACGAUCGGCAGAGGCGAACAAAGGAAGCGAAAAGACCUCCAAAGGAGAAGUGGGCGUGGUCUCAAAGGAGGAAAGUGUGUUGAAGCAAAAAAGUGUACUUGAUGAGGAGGCAGGAAGCGAUGCAGCUGCUGAGCAGAUGUCCUUAGAUGAGCUGCUGCCAGAGGAACAUCCUCCUGAUUCCAACCCUUUGUCAGAGGAGUUGCUAGGUGAACAAGUUCCUGGGUUCGUAGAGGAACCGCCCUCUGCCGCCGCUGAGUCACAAUGUAAGCCACCAAGUAGCGGCGAGUCGUCUGAAGACGAAGACGGCGACCAAAACAGCAGCAUCCUUCCCUCGUCCGUCCUGGACAAAGCGGGCGUCAUUGCUCAGCACUUCAGCAGCAUCAAGCGAGGUGUUCUGGUCCAGGACGACGUCUGCUCACUCGGGGCUUCUCCGCGGUUGCCCGUGGCGACCGAGCACAUCGGACCAUCUUCGCAGCUCAACAGCAAUGACUUGGAUCUGAGUGAUGUCUCAGCUUCGACUGAUGUGACGCUCUUGUCUCCUCGAGGGGAUGUGGGACAAGGUGCCCUGCAAAGGCGAGACUCUGUCCUCUCCAGCCAGGACCAGCUUCUCAUUGGCAAGAUCAAGACUUACUACGAUAAUGCUGGGAACCGGGACGCCAGCUUCCGCCUUCAGCGCCGUGAGAGUCUAACGUACAUCCCAGCAGGCCUGGUGAAGACGUCCAUUAGCCGCCUCAACAGCUCCCAGACCAGCUCCUCACCCCCUAAUGUGGACCAACCUCAAUUAGCACCAAAUUCACCCUCAGGCCUUCUUCAAGGUCCUGUGUUCUCCAGUGACUGUUUGGAUGCUCAGAGUCCAGAAGAUCCUAAAGGUUCUGGGUCGGCCACAAGUGGAAUCUCCGGUGUCGAAAAGUUCAGACCUUCGUCUGAAAUGGUCCAAGUCUGGCAGGUGAUGGAGCGAAAGCUCGCAGAGACGUCCUCUCUUUCUGAAAUCAAAAACCCAAGAUUUCACGAGGACAGUGGAGCAUCGGUUCUCUGUGCCGUCACAGGAGAAUCCUCCAAUCCUUCAUCCCUCAAAUACAAAUCCAACGACCCGAUCCGGGCAGGAAGUCCGACCAAUCCUCCCGUCGCCCUCACAGCUCAGGUUCCUCAGCUCACGGCAGAUGAAGACGACACAGCUGAGAACAAAGUCCGCCAUCUUGCUCGUCAGUACAGCCAGCGGAUCAAAACGGUCCAACCUCUCGUCCGACAGCGAAGUUGCGGAAGUCUGACGAACAGAAACAAGUUGACCUGCGUUGUGGAGGAAAGCUCAGGUCGACCCAAUCUGAGUCUGGGAACCGUUCCUCCUGUGAGCCCUGUGGAUCAGGUCCGGCCCGCGAGUCCUGACCCUGCUGGUUUCUCCCCGGGUCGCACUUGCCCCCGCAGUCCUGUUCAUGCUCCUCAGCGCACUGAAGGCUUCAACUGGCCUGACGUGCGAGAACUGCGGUCCAAGUACUCCAGCCAGAGCCGAUCCGACCAGAGUGGCUCCACCUCGGAGCAGAAGUUUGACGCUGGCCCUCGGCGGCGUUCCCGGUCCUCCUCCGGUGACAUCAGUGACGUGCCGUCUCAGCAGUUGCACAACAGCCGAACCGCCAGCCACCACGAGUCCUGCAAACGACUCCACAGAACAAAUUCUCUGGACCCUCGGCUCGCGGCGCCGCACAUGAGUGAGAUGGCGGAGCUCCUAGGCCAGCAGGACGCUAAUGACAUCGAUGACCACGUCUCAGACCAGGUCCAUCUCUUCGUCACGGGGAAGCUUUCACCAGGAGAACCAUCGCCGUCUGCGAGCGCCACCAGAGACGAAGACGACGUUUACGUUCAGAUCCGCUCGCCAACCAGCCGGGAGAAGAUCUCCAUCAUGGCCGUCAUAGACCGUUGCCGGGCCUACCGGGAAUCUGACGAGUACAAAGAAAGGAGCGAGUCGCUGAAGUCCGCUUCGUGCUCUGGCGAUGACUUUCAACGAGCGAGCGCCACCUCGGGACAGAAGAACUCGGUGAAAAGUCUCCGAGAAAAGUUCCAGAACCUCAACUCCUAACAUCCUCUUUGUUGCCGACAUGUCAUGUGACGGGUGGGUGGGGGGGUCACAUGAUCUUCUGGAAAGCAUCGCCAUAACAACAGCAACAAUUCACAAAGAAAAAAAUCAUUUUAUUUUCAUAUGCAAAUGAGAUGCAAAUUUCACUUUACUACUUUUACUUUGCUGUAACAUUCAUCAACUGUAUAAAUACACAUGUAUACUACAAUAUGUAUGUGUACCAUACAUGUAUACUCUAAUACACAACAUAUUUAUACUAUACUUAUAUAUACUUAUAUAUUUAUACCCUACAUACACUGUAGAGUGCAUUUAUACUAUACUAGUUACACUUCAGCAUACUUCUAUACUGUAUAUAUAGAAAUGAUAUCUAUACUAUGUAUUAUGUAAUAUAUUUGUAUUAUAAGCUGUUAUAGUAUAUACAGUUUGUAGUACAUAUUUAAAGGAUACCAUUCAUUCAUUUGCUAUGCCACGAAAUCCUCACUGUACAUACCAUGCACUAUAUAGUUAUACUAACUAUAUACUGUAUGUACUAUUCUAUCGCCUUUAUGUUUACAUUAUACACAAUGAAUGUAUAUUUGAUGAUACACUUUACAGUAUAUUUAUACUACACUACACACUUGCCUCCAACAAGUGUGCCAUGACGGCAUCUAACACGCACGCGCAGUGUUUGCUAUGUUGGUGUGAAUGACGUCACUACAGGUCGUGCACGCGGUUCUGUUAGCAUCUGGAAGAUGAGCUAAUGGCACGGGUAGACACGUGACGUCAAAAAAAAUGUGCACAGCGGCUGUGCGCGCGUCCACGUCUUCCUCGCGACGCAGCCCUACGUGCGUGUGAGCGCGUGCGCAUGUUGCAGCAGGUUGAUGAUCAGGAUAUUUGUCAAGAAGCAUCGAGUUAUCCCGGAAACCACCGUGCCUUCACAAUAAAAGCGUAGACAUUUGUUCAGGAAAGGCGGCGUUCCGAAACACGUCAAGAAAUGUUAGUUUUAGCUUUUUAUUUGGCUUUCAUCAGUUGUGUUCGUACAUGUAUAAAACCU